CUCAAAGUGCACAAGCCGAAGACACUUUGGAAUAUACUCCCACCACGAUGGCCGCACCCGCGCACAACAUGAAGUACCGUUUCCUGGGCAACACCGGCCUGCUGGUGUCUCGCUUGUCGUUCGGCAGUUGGGUGACCUUCGACAACCAGUUGGACUUCGAGAAGGCCUACAGCAUCAUGGAGCACGCCUACAAGCAGGGUAUCAACUUCUUCGACAAUGCUGAAGUGUACGAGAACGGUUGUUCUGAACUCGUUAUGGGCAAAGUGGUGAAGGCCGGUAUCGAGCGCGGUGCCUGGACACGCGAGGACCUGGUGAUCAGCACCAAGCUCUUCUUCGGAACGAAGCCAGGCCCAAACCAGGGUGGCAACAGCCGCAAGCAUAUCGUGGAGGGCAUGAAGGCGUCACUUAAGCGCUUUGAACUCGACUACGUUGACCUGGUCUUCUGCCACCGUGCCGAUCCAUUUACCCCUAUGGAGGAGACGGUCCGCGCGAUGAACUACGUGAUUGAGCAGGGCUGGGCGUUCUACUGGGGCACUAGUGAAUGGACUGCUCAGGAGAUCAUUGAGGCCUGUGAAAUUGCCGAUCGUCUCGGCUUGAUCCGUCCGGUGUUUGACCAGCCGCAGUAUCACAUCCUGGAGCGCUCGCGCGUCGAAUACGACUUCGAUGUGCUGUACAAAAAGUACAACUACGGCCUCACCACGUGGUCGCCGCUGGCGUCCGGUAUCCUUACGGGCAAAUACAGCAAGGGCAUUCCGGAGGGCUCGCGUCUAUCCAUUCCGCUGUACAAGAAUCUGCUUGCGAACGGACUCGAGGAGAAGAUCGCCAAGGUGGUCAAGCUCGCUGAGGUGGCCAAGGAGGUGGGCUGCUCGCUGGCGCAACUGUCGAUUGCUUGGGUGGCUGCAAACCCGCACGUGUCGACGGUGAUCCUCGGUGCUACGAGUAUCAAACAGUUGGACGAGAAUCUGAAGGCAAUGGAGUUCGUGGACAAGAUCACGCCCGAGAUCCGUGAGAAGAUCGACGCCAUUGCCGACUUCAAGCCCAAGCUUGUGACGGAUCCGGAGUCUCACGUGCUCGCGCUCCGGAAGCAGUACCUGUAAGUUGCCAGUGGUCUCGAGGAUGAGGUACAAUGCACGAGAUAGGUGGGCUAUCAUGCUGUAAUACAGUCCAUUUCUAGUCACA
Molecule: messenger RNA, 1179 nt
Organism: Phytophthora nicotianae INRA-310
Lineage: Eukaryota; Oomycota; Peronosporomycetes; Peronosporales; Peronosporaceae
Exons: 4
Coding region: 48-1097 (349 amino acids)
Source: RefSeq, a predicted model, not a curated record